This is a messenger RNA of Trifolium pratense (red clover), 1152 nucleotides long. Its product is annotated as auxin response factor 17-like. The coding region runs from base 1 to 1152 and encodes 383 amino acids. NCBI's taxonomy places the organism in Eukaryota, Viridiplantae, Streptophyta, Magnoliopsida, Fabales, Fabaceae. Gene Ontology annotation, molecular function: DNA binding. The record is from RefSeq and is a predicted model, not a curated record. Gene Ontology annotation, biological process: response to hormone; regulation of DNA-templated transcription. Gene Ontology annotation, cellular component: nucleus. The transcript is spliced from 2 exons.
AUGGCUCUAGAGCAACCAAGCCGUGUAGAUCCAAAAAUCUGGCAGAGUUGUGCCGGCGACACCGUCAAAAUUCCAAAACUACAUUCCAAAGUUUACUAUUUCCCACUAGGGCACUUGGAACACGCAAACCCUACUCCAAACACCGAAUCACUUUCACUUAUCAAUAGUUACCGUCCAUUCAUUCCAUGCAUCAUCUCAUCCGUUGAUCUCCUCGCCGAUCCUCAAACCGAUGAAGUCUUUACUAAACUGCUCUUAACUCCCGUCAUUGACGGUAGUACAGUUGAACCUUUCGAGGUUCAUGAUGAUGAUGAUGGAGGUGAUAAUUAUGUUGUUUCGUCUGGCAAGACUCUUAGUCAAUCUGAUGCUAAUAACGGCGGUGCAUUCUCCGUACCUAGCAAAUGCGCCAAAUUGAUCUUCCCACCACUUGAUUUGGAAGCCAAAUUGCCCACUCAGGAACUCUCCAUCGCCGAUGUUCACGGUAAUGUCUGGGAGUUUCGCCAUGUCUACCGUGGGAAUCCAAAGAGACACAUGUUCACUCAUAACUGGAGUCAAUUCGUUGACAAGAAGAAACUUGUAGGUGGUGAUUCCCUUCUUUUUAUGAAAAAUUCGGCUGGAGAGAUCUAUGUUGGAAUUCGUCGGGUCAAAAAGUUUGCUACUCCUGCUGUUGUGCAAAAGAAGGAAUCAGUGGUUAUAGAGGCGGUGAAAUUGGCGGAAAAGAACGAGGCGUUUGAAGUUGUGUACUAUCCGACCGCUGAUGAUGGUGAUAAUUUUGUAGUGGAUGCUAAUGUUGUGGAGGAUGCAAUGAAGAUUAAUUGGAAUUGUGGAAUGAGAGUUAAACGCUCUUUGAAUAAUGAUGAUUCUUCAAUAUCUUUGCAGCAUGGGACAAUCACUAAUCUUUGUGCUCCUUCUAACCGUCCAUGGCACAUGCUUCAGCUUAAAGUUACUGAAGAUCCUGCUGCUUUAUUAAGUGAUAUACAAGGAGACUCCUCCAUUCCAAUAAUAGAGUUCCAACAUUCAACAAUGGAAAAGUUUGUCGAUCCCAACAACUGCGACACUAAAAAUGUUACUCGUUCUUUCAAGCUAUUUGGUACUAUCAUACAAGUUGGAAGUGAUUUGCCUAAUUCUGAAAUCAAGGAAGAUGAUAGUUGUUAG